AUAUAAAGUUGGCAGUAAAAUAGAGUUUUGUCAUUUGUCAAACAAAACAUAAAAACUUAGCAAUUUUUAGAAGAACUUUAUGUAAAUAAUAAUAUCAUUGUAAAUGGACGAUUAAUCGUUUAACAAUUUGUGUGAAUAUUUACAUUGUAUUACUUUCCUAUGAAUUUAUGUGAUACGCUUAUAUGAGUUAACCUUAUAUGACCUGUCAACUAAACUGUUAUUAAAUAAGAUUAUUUGCUAUGGUUGCUUGUAUAAGUGAUAAGUUUUGUUAAAAAAUUUGUAAAAUAAAUUGCAAUAAAUCUUGAUUUUGGAUAUGGCAAAAAAUGUAUAUAAAUAGUUAUAAUUACUAUUAGGAAACCUAAAGAUGUUCAAUUCAGGGAUUAAAAGAAAUUAUAGGUGUAACGGAAUAAAUUCUUUACCUACUAUUGAUCAGGUAAUUAAGGAUAAGUCAGUUGGUCAUACAAAUUACAAGUUAAUAAGUUUACAUGGACAAAAAGACAUAUACAAUAAUGAAAAACGUGAUAAGGGUUUCGUUAGAAGUGAGUCUUUUAAUUCAACACACAAUAGUUUUGAUACCAAGAUAAAAACUGAAAAUGAGCAAGACAUUGAGGAUAAGAUAACUGCCCACAGUAUUAUAGGAUUAAGUGAAGAAACUGGUAAAUUGCACAAAUCGCCAACUGAAGUAAAACCAAGAAUUAAAAGGGGAAGCAUUCGUGCCACCCAUCAUGAAACACUUCAACGGAUAGAAACUGAGCAAGAUGUUUACAAUCAUUAUCAACAACAUUGGUUCAGUGCCAGUCUUGAGAAAUUCAAGCUGGAAGACAGAUCGCGAGAAGAACGAAUAGAAAUUACGCGGCAUGAAUUCAGGCGGCACAUCCAACAGAUAAUGCGCAGUAACAUCGGGCAACCGAACAAAUUUCCACUGCGAGUCGAGUGCCAAGAGAAGUGCAGCGAGCAGCACCCGAAUUUGCGCAACAGAUGCCAAUCGGGCUACAGCCGCUUGGUGACGCCCAAGAUGUGCGAGGUCGAGGAGUGCCGCGCGCCUGCACUGCCCUGCGCCAAACACUGCACCCUGCACAUCAUGCUGAACGCCGACCAGGUCCUGUUUGACUAUUGCACGGCAAAGUUCGCCGAUAACACCCAGUGUUCGGUGCCCGUGUUCGACAUCACCCACGAGCUGCCCCUCUGUCCGGAACACGCCAGAAAAAGGGAUAACUAUAAAUUGUACCAAGAAGCAAAACCAAAGAAACUGAGAAAAAAGGUUAAACCUUCAGCUAUGAUUAGGCCACAGAAACGUAACAAAAAAAAGAGGCGACCUCUUAAACCAUUGGAUGUUUCCCCAACCAGUGCAAUAUUAAAUGACACACCAGUGUGUGAAGAAAUAGAAGUAAGCGAAAUAAAUGAAAUAACCGAAAUAAAUGAGAUAACAGAAAUGAAUGAAAUAUCCGAAAUGGAAUUAGAGAGGGACGGAUCUCCGGAGUUGAUUGAAGAGGAACUACAAAUGGUAGAUCAAGUUUUAGGAUUAAAUGAAUCGGACGGUUUGGAGCACGCUCUAGCUCAGCAGGCUCAUUUGCUUGAAGAGACUGAUAUUAGUACCGUUUUAAGCACCAUACAGGUCGACGAAUUUAGCGACUUUUUCGCAGUAAACCGAAACGGUGACUACGAACCGUCGCGAGAGGAGGCGGAAGAACUGGAGAAGGCCCUGGCAGCUGUCGAUAACGACGUAAAAUCGCUGGAGAAACUGAGCCAGUCUCAGGGCAUCUUGGAUUCGCUGAUGGACGAGCACGUGCUCACCGAGUCCCUUAUCCAAAUACCCGAAAUGUUUCACAACGGCUACACGCCCUGCGGCGACAACAUGGUAGCACAAACCUCCACAUACCUCUUGCCCGUCGAGCCUCAUUCUAACUCUUAAUCGUAAAACCCUGCCCCACCCUCCAGAACAGCCACCAACAACCAACCAACACAAGCAGAGAUCCACCUUAACAGUACAAUAUUUAAUUUAUCAUGAAGGUAACUGGCUUACAAUGCGUUUAUCAGGAUUACAUUUUUAGAUGCUUUUCUACCAAAACAGUUUUUUUGUCAUUUUAAGAGGAAAAAAAUUGGUCAAUUUGAUUUUAAUAAUACUACUUAACAAAAAACUAAAACAACUUAUUAAAUUUGACUUUGAUUGUGAUGAUUUUUUUUGCACAUUGCUUACAAGACUUAUAAUAAAUUUGAUUUUAUAAUAGGGGAUUCAAAAGUGUUGUUUUUGCCAUCCAUUUCUGUUUAUACAAUUUUAAUUAUUUUAUCUUUUUCCAGCCACAUCCUUUCUUAAAAUUUUCUUGAUUAUUUUUUUAUUAUAAUAGAAAACACGCUUUUGAAGAGUUCUUUAAAAAAUCUAAAACAUUACGGAUUGAUAAUAUAAUAACAAACAGUAUAUUAUAUAAGGGUGUCUGUUAUUUCCUGAAUUGUUUUUUUUUACUUUUGUAUCAUCUAUCAUUAUUUGUUUACAGUCUAAAAACAAUUCAAAAAAAAAUGUUGAUGUCAUUUAACCAUGCAUAAAUCAUUUAUGGUAAAUGACAUUUUAAUGACAAGAAAAUAUUCAUGACUCGCUAAUUAAUAGACAUGUAAGAAUAUAGAAGACAUAUUUUGGUGGGAAAUUUUACGCUUUACAAAAAAGGUAUUUUAAGAUUUUUUCGUAAAACCAUCCAUUUAAACAAAAUAUAAUUUUUUUCUGAAUUUCAAAAGUUGGCUUUAAUUUGUCUUUUUUAAUUUGGGUAUCAUCUAAAUUGAUUGUUUACAGUUUAAAAACAAUUUUGAAAAAAAUAAAUAUUUUUUCUGAUGCCCAAAUGAUGAUACCCACCUACUAAUAAUUUUAAUUUUCAUUGUUUUUUAACAUAAUAAAUGGACAUUGACAGUACAUACGACAAAUUUUUAUAGAAAAUUUUACGCUCUAAAAAAGAGGUCCUUUGCGUUUUUCGUAAAACCAUCCAUUGAAAUGGUAUAAAAUAUAUAAAAUAAUUAAAAAUUAAAAGUAUCAUUUAGGCAGGGUUAAAUGACAUUAAAAAAAUAUAUAUAUAUUUUUUUCAAAAUUAUUUUUAGACUAAAAUAAUAAUUUAGUUGAUACCCAAGUAAAAAAGAUUUAUUUC
Messenger RNA from Brassicogethes aeneus, 3128 nucleotides. The record is from the annotation of a GenBank genome assembly. Lineage: Eukaryota; Metazoa; Arthropoda; Insecta; Coleoptera; Nitidulidae.